Molecule: messenger RNA, 609 nt
Organism: Hansenula ciferrii
Lineage: Eukaryota; Fungi; Ascomycota; Saccharomycetes; Phaffomycetales; Wickerhamomycetaceae
Product: rhodanese-like domain-containing protein
Exons: 1
Coding region: 1-609 (202 amino acids)
Cellular component (GO): mitochondrion
Molecular function (GO): thiosulfate-cyanide sulfurtransferase activity
Source: RefSeq, a predicted model, not a curated record
AUGACUUCAAUCAUUUCAAGAGCAACCAGACAAUCAGUCUGGAGACAAAUCUCAGGUGCUAAAUUUGCUCCAUCAAUUGCCCUAAGAUCAUCAUUAAAUUUAUCAAAUUCACAACCACAAUUAAUUUCAAAACCAAAUUUAGCCACUUUUUAUAGAUUUAAUUCAUCACAAUCAAAAGAUAAAGCAUCAACUUUAACUGAAGAUGUUCGUGAAAAAUUAGGUCAAGAUACACCAGCUAAAAUUUAUACUUAUCAAGAUAUUAAAAAUUUAAUUACAAAUCCAGAUCCAACUAAAAUUCUUGUGGAUGUUCGUGAACCACAUGAAUUUCAACAAUAUGCAAUUCCAACUUCAAUAAAUAUUCCAUAUAAAUCAUCACCAGGUGCUUUAGAUCUUUCACCUGAAGAAUUUGAAGAUGUUUUCAAAUUUGAAAAACCUGAUAAAGAAAAAGAAUUGAUUUUUUAUUGUCUUGCAGGUGUUAGAUCAAGUGCAGCAACUGAAUUAGCUCAAAUCUUUGGUUAUGAUAAAUUAGGUAACUAUGUUGGUAGUAUUGAAGAUUGGGUUAAACAUGAAGGUAUUGAUAUAAAUAAUCCAGAUCAAAUCAAGAAAUAA